Molecule: messenger RNA, 1111 nt
Organism: Paramecium octaurelia
Lineage: Eukaryota; Ciliophora; Oligohymenophorea; Peniculida; Parameciidae
Source: the annotation of a GenBank genome assembly
AUGAAUUCCAGUUAUUUAAUCAAAUAUUACGAUGACAAUUUGACAAACUCAAUCUCUUAAUAAAUCAAUCCCUUAAUCUAAAAUAAAAUUUCAAAUUAAUAGAAGGAUCAACAAAUCUCAUAAUUUAUCAAUGCUUAAUCUAUUGAAUUAGCAUCGACCAUUCCAUAAUCUAAUUUUAAACCAUUCACUUAUUAAUUGAUAUCAUAAAAUUCAAUAAAAUAAAAUGAAGAUUGUAGAGCUAUUGCUGUUAAUAAAGAUUAUUCAACAUUAAUUGCUACAAGUUAUAAAUAAAUCAAAGUGUUUGAAUUUAAAUAAAGAAUGCUGACAUAACAAUAAAUAUUAAGUUUAUUUAAGAAAAAUUUGAGUGAUUAUUCAUUUUUAAGAAAAUUCUUACAAAAAUUGACCACAGGUCUAAUUCUCCAAAUGUCUUAGUAUACUGGUUAUAAGGUUCUCAUAACAUAGCCUUUUCACUUCCAAAUUGCUUAAUUGAGAAAUCUGUGGAUAUUCGAUUCAUCUAGAACUCUUAAGAGCUUACCAAAUUCUUGGUAGGAUCAUCUUGCUAGCCUACUAUUCAACGUAAGGCCUAAAGACCCUAGAGGAAUUACAGUCUCUUCAAUAUCAACUGUAAAAGGAAUAGAAGUGGAAUUUUUCAAUAUGAGAACUAGAGCUAUAGCAGAUCAACCAUAGUUCAUUUAACUUGAUACUAACCUUAGAACUGAAAACACAACGAGUAAAUACACAUAAAAGUAACAAAAGCUUUUGGAACAGAAAAUUAAAAAGUAAAUUUAUGACUGAAAAAGGUAGGAAUCCUUGGAAUGAUAUUAGAAAGCGAAAAUUUUUCAAUCGAAAAUAUUAUAGUCAAAUAAUUCAAGACUCUAUAUAAGGCAAACUAAAUCUUGCUGGAAGAUUUAUUAAAUCCUUGAAAAUAGUAUUUUUCCUCGACUGGAACCUUUAUUUUGUGCUUAUCUAGAAAUGCAGGAAUAGGAAAAUAUUUUUAGUUUCCUUAAAUAGUUAAGCAUUGAAAUUUUCUCAAAGGGGUCAUAAAUCUGGAUUCGAUAUUCGACUCUCGCCUUAAGUGAAUGAGAGAAUGAAAUUAAUGCAGACCUUGUGA